AUGAUGCGUCCUCCGAUAAUACUUCUUAAAGAAGGAACUGAAAACAAACAGGGAAAACAGCAAAUCAUUUCCAAUAUAAAUGCAUGUCAGGUCGUUGCCGACAGCAUACGAACCACUUUAGGUCCUCGAGGUUUAGAUAAACUAAUUGUUGAUAGCAAAGGAAAGACUACUAUUUCGAAUGAUGGUGCCACAAUUUUGAAGCUUCUUGACAUUGUCUUCCCUGCUGCCAAUGUUAUGGUUGACAUUGCUAAGUCACAGGAUGCAGAAGUGGGAGACGGAACGACAUCAGUGGUUAUCCUCGCGGCAGAGAUUCUUAAGCGUAUGAAACCCUUUAUCGAAGACGGCGUUCAUCCUCAAUUACUUAUUCGCGCUGUGAGCAGAGCGAGCGAAGAGGCUUUGAAUCGUCUUUCCGAGUUAGCUGUUAAGAUCGAAGGCGAAACAGAAUUAAGGCAAAUGUUAAUCAAGUGUGCAAUGACAACGCUUAGUAGCAAGCUUGUUAGUCAGGAGCGGGAAUUCUUCGCUGAAAUGGUUGUUGACGCAGUGAACAUCCUUGACGAAUCGUUACCAAUCAACAUGAUAGGUAUCAAGAAAGUCAGUGGUGGAAACUUAAAUGAAUCUCGUCUCGUGAAAGGCGUAGCUUUCCAGAAAGCGUUCAGCUAUGCAGGAUUCGAAAUGCAGCCAAAGCAUUAUCAGAAUCCACUUGUUGCACUUCUCAACAUUGAGUUGGAGCUCAAAGCGGAAAAGGAUAACGCUGAAAUGCGACUUACUUCUGUCGAUGAUUUCCAGGCGGUUGUUGAUGCAGAAUGGAAUAUUCUUUAUGAGAAGCUGCAGAAAAUUUACGAAAGUGGUGCAAAAGUUGUUCUCUCGAAGCUUCCAAUUGGAGAUGUAGCGACACAGUGGUUUGCUGAUAGAGAUAUGUUCUGUGCCGGUCGUAUUCCGCAGGAUGAUUUGGAUCGUGUCAUGGCAGCAUGCGGUGGUUCAAUCCUCACUACUGUUUCACAAAUUGACAAAUCAGUUCUCGGAAAAUGCGAGACUUUUUAUGAGCAACAAGUGGGUAACGAACGUUACAACUUCUUCGAAGGUUGUGCUCGUGCACACGCUUGUACUCUUCUUUUGCGUGGUGGAGCUGAACAGUUUAUUGCUGAGACCGAACGCUCUUUGCAUGACGCCAUAAUGAUUGUACGUCGGGCAAAAAAGAACGAUUCAAUUGUUGCAGGUGGUGGUGCGAUAGAGAUGGAAUUAUCACGUCACUUACGUGCUAAGGCUAAGACGAUUGCUGGAAAGGAACAGUUCUUCUGGAGUGCCUUCGCACGUAGUUUUGAGGUAGAUGAUGCUCAAAUUUCCAUGUUAUUAAAUUAUUCCACAACAACUGUGCUACAACGCUGGAAUAGACCUGAUUUUUUUUCAGGUGAAGUAUGGGCUGGUGUUGAUGUUCAUAAGGAGGAGGUUGGAGAUAACCUCGCCGCUUGCAUUUGGGAACCCAGUUUGGUGAAAAAGAAUGCCAUAAUUGCUGCUACUGAGGCUGUGUGUUUGGUUCUAUCGGUUGAUCAAACUGUGAAGAACGUAAGAGCACAAUCAGGUGGACAAAUGCCGGGUUUGCCAGGAAUGCAAUAG
Molecule: messenger RNA, 1614 nt
Organism: Angiostrongylus costaricensis
Lineage: Eukaryota; Metazoa; Nematoda; Chromadorea; Rhabditida; Metastrongylidae
Source: the annotation of a GenBank genome assembly